Venturia canescens is the source of this 2636-nucleotide messenger RNA. It is a transcript of the gene Pu, whose product is annotated as GTP cyclohydrolase punch. Gene Ontology annotation, biological process: tetrahydrofolate biosynthetic process; tetrahydrobiopterin biosynthetic process. NCBI's taxonomy places the organism in Eukaryota, Metazoa, Arthropoda, Insecta, Hymenoptera, Ichneumonidae. Bases 340 to 1140 code for a protein of 266 amino acids. The transcript has 6 exons. Gene Ontology annotation, molecular function: GTP binding; GTP cyclohydrolase I activity; zinc ion binding. Gene Ontology annotation, cellular component: cytoplasm. The record is from RefSeq and is a predicted model, not a curated record.
GCGAGCGGCACUCGGAACUCGAAUUUCGGAUAAAACGUUACGCGUCCUGCUACGAUUCAGUCUGACGGCGUCACUCGAACGAGAGUGACCUCGUGGCAAGCUCCACUCGUUAGCGACACUGAAUUUUUGUCUUAUUUUCAUUAUUCUCCCGGGAAAUUCGAAUUUUCGUUAAUCGGAAACGGAGCGAGGAACAAAGUAAUUUUUUUUGUUUCUCAUUCGGUCACUAAUCGUCUGUCAAAGUGUCGCACUUUGAUUUUCAUUUAAAACCGGAUCAGUGUUUGUUUAUGUCAGCGCGAGCAUCGAAGAACAUCCGACCAAUUUUCAGAGAAAAAAAUCGCAAUGAUGAAUGGCUCGAGCACCGGGAACGCGAUCGUCGAGGAGGUCGAAACGCGAAAACAGUCUCAAAGUGCUAAAAAGCCAGGACCGCUGAGAACCGUGUCCUGGAACGAGACCGUCGCCGAAGGAGAUUUCGAGAUACCGGGGACACCGAGGACGCCGAGAACCUCAACGACACCAGGACACGAAAAAUGCACUUUCCAUCACGAUCUCGAACUGGAUCAUCGCCCACCAACGAGGGAAGCUCUCCUGCCCGAGAUGUCGCGAAGUUACAGACUUCUGCUCGGCUCCCUCGGCGAGGAUCCGGACCGCCAGGGACUCCUUAAGACUCCUGAACGAGCUGCGAAGGCGAUGCUUUUCUUCACGAAAGGCUACGACCAGAGUAUCGAUGAUAUAAUAAACGAUGCAGUUUUCGACGAGGACCACGACGAGAUGGUGGUUGUUAAGGACAUUGAGAUGUUUUCCAUGUGCGAGCAUCACUUGGUACCCUUUUAUGGCAAAGUUUCAAUCGGUUAUUUGCCCUGCAAGAAAAUAUUGGGGCUCAGCAAGUUGGCCAGAAUCGUGGAGAUCUUCAGUCGACGUCUCCAGGUCCAAGAACGAUUGACCAAGCAGAUUGCGAUCGCCGUGACGAAAGCCGUUCAACCAGCAGGAGUCGCGGUCGUUGUGGAAGGAGUGCACAUGUGCAUGGUCAUGAGAGGGGUGCAGAAGAUAAACAGCAAGACCGUCACGUCAACGAUGCUCGGUGUUUUCCGCGACGAUCCAAAAACCCGCGAGGAGUUUCUCAACCUGGUGCAUUCGAAGUAGAGGAGAGCGAGGAGGAAUUCAGGUUUUGGGCGCGAAAACCUGGCGCUGUUUGAGGGACUGUCUGACGCGGAGAAAAACCCCCCUCGCAAGGCCUCGCUCAUCGGAAAUUAUCAGUAGACAGGCGCAAUUCGUUUCAACCCGAACGACCGAGGGGAUACGAAGUUACGAAAUCGUAAAAAAUCAUCGUUUCGGAAAUGGAAAACUUUUGGAAAUUCGGUGGGUCGCAAGCGUUCCGGAUAACUGCUAAACGUGUGACACGAUGACAAUAAACGACCCUCUCGGGAAUAUUUACGAAAGCAAAGCGCGAUCGAUCGUUUUGUUGUCGAGAAUACAGAAAAUUGGUCAAAUAAUUGAUUUAAAAACGCUGAGCGCAGCUACACAUCCGGAAAUAAUACGCAGAAAUUAAUCGCGAUUUUCGACAGCCACGAAUUUCGUGAUAUUUCUACAACAAAAAUUGAAGAUUUCAGUACCUCGGUGAAAAAAUAAGAGGCCAAAUCCGCCCAAUCUAUUUUGGAUAUAAAAAUGAUAUUUUCAGUCGAUUUUUGUACAAAGUAUACAGAAGAAUAAUUUUUUAACAAUUGCAUAUUCAAUUUCACGUUUUUCACCGAGGUAAAGAAAAUUUUCAACCUUUUCUUUCACUCGUUCGUUACAAUUUGGUCUCCCGAGUACAAUUUUAUUCGAAGAUCAAGCACAGUAAAAUUUUCAUUAUUCCAGUACCGAGAAUCGGUGUGGUGUAAUCGACCGACGACCAUCGCGGUCAUUCAGACUUCGAAUCAGCGUCGACGAAACAAGUAGCUCUUUGCUCCUGACAAUCGUGUCGGUGCGAUUAAUCGAGUCGGUCGUUACACGUUACAUAAAAACGGAAUGCGAAGUUCUCUCUCCCUUUUUUUAAUUGCACGUGCACUGGACAUUCGUUUACGUGCGUGAUUCAUUUUCCCCCCGACGAAAGCGUGAGUCGCGAGCAUUUAAGAGUAGUCGAUAGGAAAAAUUGCACGAUUUAAGGUAAUAAUGAACGUGCGACUCUCGAAUUACUGUUUCGAGAUUCGACGAGCGGACACGCGCUUUGUUUUCGUAAAUUUAUUGCGAGAUGAAAAUUGAAGGGACUCGAAAAUAGAAAACUUGAAGAAUCAGAAUGAUGAUUAGAGAGGAAAAAUUAACAAGAUAAAAACGAUCGAAUGCGCUUAUUGAAACGAGUCGUGAAUCAUGAUAGAAUCCGAUGAAUCCGAGGCUCGUGAAAGUAUGUGUUUAUGGGGCCGAAAUUCCGGAGUGUUUCGCGAGCCAGCCAUUCGCAAACACUCCGUUCAUCGUGCCUUUGUGAUCAUUCGCUCUUCCGUUGUUAAUUGUUUGUUUUAUAUACAAAUUAAUUUACCCGUUAUUAAUGUGUACACGUUGAAAAUGAUUAUAAUUCAUUUUCAUCGUUGAAUAUUACAAUGAAUAUAAGCGCAGACGAAUCAGAGAUUUGUUUCGUCCGAUUCACAUUGUGCUCAGAGCAUUGA